Messenger RNA from Paramacrobiotus metropolitanus, 2358 nucleotides. RefSeq lists its product as uncharacterized. The coding region runs from base 498 to 2225 and encodes 575 amino acids. The record is from RefSeq and is a predicted model, not a curated record. The transcript has 3 exons. Lineage: Eukaryota; Metazoa; Tardigrada; Eutardigrada; Parachela; Macrobiotidae.
GAGGCUGUCUGCUGCCUGCAGUCUGCGCUCAACGAUCUGCGUUAUGUUUCUCAAAAUUAGUAAGAACUACGAAGUCCCCCAGUAACUACUUACUCCUCUACAUUUUAGAAGUUUACAGCUUACUUGUCCGCAGUUCUGCAGCUGGAAGGAAAAGAGCUUCCCUAUCGUAUCUCAGUCUUCUUAAUUUAUUUUCUACAGUACGGUAAACUCAGCGGAAAAAUGAACGGAUUACGGUUGGGAAUGGAAAUCGGAUUCAAGAAGAUCUCGGUGGCGCUGUACGAGAACGGUGUGCCACGCGUAAUCUUCAGCUUCCCAUCAAGCGCAGCCUGCAGUAUUGAUCGCACCGAAUGGCAUUUUGGGACGAAUGCUUGCAGCUAUUUAGACGACGCGCACUACGAAAACAUCCCAUCGGUUAAACACACGCUGCUAGCUCACAACUACGGUCCGAAGAAUCCGCUGGUACCCUGUUACUGGAACGUCUCUUCGCGUACAUCAAGAUGAUCGGGGAAAAUGAACGGAAGCAGAGUCUGCGAGGCGUUGUUGUCGUUUUAUCGCAUGGCCUGGAUGGUAAUUACGAGAUGCGUCAACUUGUGAUGGACGCCUGGCAGAAGAACAACGUGCCCGAUGUGAUGUGCAUCUCCGACAUAUCGGCCAUUCUGCUGGCCUACACCGUGCAGACACUGGACCGGCAAUCCAUCAACACCGACGCCACAGAACCAGUUUAUCUCUUGAUGUGCAAUGCGGAUUCCGAACACUGCCGGGUGGAGUUCUUCGAGGUGAUCAGCAACAGCCACGUGAUUAAAAUCCACAAUAACUGUGUGCUGUGGGAUUGUUUCGCCGAUAUACGGCGGCGCGUUGUUGCUGCGAUAUACGAGCAGCUGUUGAGUGCGGGGAUGCCGGAAGUGAAUCAGCGGGCGCAGCUGGAGGAGGAGUGCUGGAGCCAGAUGGCGGUGUUUGACGAUUCCCUAACCGACAAGGUGACCAUUCGCGCCCCGUUUCACCAGUAUGCUGUGACGUGCACACGGGGCAUGUACCACGCGGUGGCGGCGCCAGUCAUCGACGCCAUCCGACAGCGUGUCGUUUCGGAGUUGGGGCGAUUCGGGAUAAUGGACGCAAACACCGGGAACAUCAACGGGAAAGUGGAGCUGCUAUUGGUGGGCGAGAAUUCCCGGUUGGGGCUGUUGCGCACCGCGUUGGAGAGGAUAACGAGGAGCCAAGUGAUUUCCGGAGCGGCGAGUUAUGUUGACGAUGCGGAAGCGUUUGGUGCGGCGAUUGCCAGCAGUCUGGCGGGGAACAGCACGCAUAUCUUCAGCAAGCAUCUGAUCUUCCGUUUGCAGGAGGGAGUAGCAUUCGAUAUAGACAAGAUACUGAAGACACUGCCGCUGCAUGACGCGAGCGUUGACCUGAUGCAACCGGCGCGGGAUAUUUUCAUUAGUGACCGUCAGGAUGUUUUCCUGAUCGGGGACUUGCACAUGGGUUACCAUAAAAAGCCCGUUAUCAUUCCCGGCUUUCGCCUGGUAUUGUCCUCUCCGAAGAUAGGAAGCUGCAAAGUGCAUUGUAUUAGCCUGGAAUGCAGUGUUGACGAUCAAUCGGUGACGUUCAUGCGGAUGCUGCUGGGGAAAGGUGUGCGGAUUUCGUGGUGUAAAGGGCGCGAUCAAAAGGCCGACGAAUGCAUCUCGCUUGAAGUCGAGGCGUCCUUUAUGUAUCGAGCAAACGCUGGCUGGAGUGCUCUUGCUUUUUUUGUGGACAAUGCCUUUGCCGGUGCUUACAAGCCGUUUAUGGAGGAAUAUCGCGCGCGGGAACGAGAGAUGUUAAAUGCGUUUCCUUCUUCAGCUGACGCGGACGAAUCGUUUCCUAAGUUAUCGUGGCCAUCAUCGUCCUCGUUUGUCGCUCUUGUGUCGGACCAGAUUCCGACCAAGUAUUUGCAUGGCAUCCAUAAAUACCAACGUCAUCCAAGCAUUGUCACAGUUAAUCAGUGUUUCAAGCAUGGCCUCGUUGUCGUUAUCCAGCAGUGCCAGGAAGUGACGGGAAAGCUGCAAGUGAUGGGAAGCGUUUGUUCCAUCGAACAGCCGCAUAAGAUCCACCAUGACUCCGCGGAAAGGGAUACGAUCGUCAUUGAACUGACCCCGCAAACUUGUGUUCGCGUCAGCUUUCCCGAUGAAGCCACCUGCUGUGACUUUCUUUUAAGAUGUUCUAUUUUUUGGAAGUGGUGGUGCAAACUGUGACCGGUAGAUGAGUGAAAGCCAGUAAAAUGUCAUUAACUCAUUAUGUGAUACUUGAUAAACAAAUACUCUAACACAGUGCAUCGUCGAGUCAUAUUUGAGAAAUGUUUACACAUUGGCAGUAAUUUCGCCAUUU